CUCCGCUCCCCGCCCGCGGGUGUGCGGGUGUUGGGUGCGUGCGGGUGUGCGGGAGCCAAAGUGCCGGUCAGUGAUGGAGCCGCUGCCAUGACAACCCCGGGAAGUCAGCCUGCGCGCCGCCCAGGGAUGCUGCGGGCCAGCCGCGCCGGCGGGGCUGGGAUGCUGCUGCCGCCGCCUCGCCCGCUCCCCCGCGCCCCGUCCUCCCCGAUUUUCGGCUGAGCAGCAGCUGGGAGAGCAGCCUCCCACUCCGAACCCACGGCGCGGGGAGGGGGGGCUCUGCAGACCCACUUCGUGGAGCCGAGGAGCGUCGCUGGCUUCUGCCUCGCGUCCGGGCGGUGGGGACGUCGCCUGCAGCUCCGCGGGGAAGUUUCGAUCUUGCGACAGAAUCGGCAUUUUGGGGAGCUUUUGGGUUUUGGUGGUUUUUUCUGGUUUUGGUUUUUUUUUUUGUCUUCGUUUUCCUUUUCCCUCUAUUUUUUUAAACGAAAGAGCAACAGCCGGCAAAGAGCCCAACUCCAAGCCUGUUUUGCUCCCCCAGCCUGUUUUUAUGGCUGCCCUCCCUUUCCUGCCAGAGACACUUACGUUUCCUCCUUGGGUUAUAAACUUUUGAUGCCAGAUCUCCGCAGCGCGUGCCCAACUGAAUCUUAAAGAGUGCCCGUGCGCAGCGGAGAUGCCACCUUCCCCAAAGCUAUGGACAACGUGACUGUGCGACAAGGGGAGAGCGCCACGCUCAGGUGUACCGUGGAUGACAGGGUCACGCGGGUAGCGUGGUUGAACCGCAGCACCAUCCUGUAUGCCGGUAAUGACAAGUGGUCUAUAGACAACCGUGUGGUCAUCCUCUCCAACACCAAGACCCAGUACAGCAUCAAGAUACACAACGUGGACGUGUACGAUGAGGGCCCCUACACCUGCUCCGUGCAGACAGACAAUCACCCCAAGACUUCGCGCGUCCAUCUCAUCGUGCAAGUUCCCCCCCAGAUUGUCAACAUCUCUUCGGACAUCACCGUGAACGAGGGCAGCAGCGUGACCCUCAUGUGCCUGGCCUUCGGGAGACCGGAGCCCACCGUCACGUGGCGGCACCUCUCCGGGAAAGGGCAGGGCUUCGUGAGCGAGGACGAGUACCUGGAGAUCACGGGCAUCACGCGGGAGCAGUCCGGGGAGUACGAGUGCAGCGCCGUCAACGACGUGGCCGUCCCGGACGUGCGGAAAGUCAAAGUCACCGUCAACUAUCCGCCGUACAUCUCGAACGCCAAGAACACAGGCGCCUCGGUGGGCCAGAAGGGGAUCCUGCAGUGCGAGGCCUCGGCCGUCCCCGUGGCGGAGUUUCAGUGGUUCAAGGAGGACACCAGGUUAGCGAACGGGCUGGAGGGCGUGCGGAUCGAGAGCAAGGGCCGCCUGUCCACGCUGACCUUCUUCAAUGUCUCGGAGAAGGACUAUGGCAACUACACGUGCGUGGCCACGAACAAGCUGGGCAACACCAAUGCCAGCAUCAUCCUGUACGGGCCCGGAGCGGUGCACGACGGUGGCAACGCGGCAUCCCGGGUGGCCGCCGGCCUCUGCCUUUGGGCCGCCCUCCUCGCUUGCCUCCUCCUCGACUUUUGAUAAGGGAGCGGAGGGUCCCGGGAGGCCCCGCCGCGCCUCUCCCCCACCGCGGGCUCGGUCUGCCGCGCCGCCCGAGGACUCCUCUCUGUCGGACGGGCGAUGCGCCGGAGGAUGGGCGGCGGUGCCGAGCGUCCGAGGAUGGCCACGUCUCCCACGUGCCGGGAUCGUUCUCGCCGCCGGUUAUGCUGUACAGACCCCACCACGUGCCACCGGACUCUCACCUGCCACCGUCACCCCGGGGAUGCGGUGCAGCAUGGACAGGGCUCCCUGUGGCCGCCUCGUCUCCGACGUGGGUGGCGUGGAGCCGUCGGGGCGGGCGCUGCCCGGAGCUGUCGCCGGGGAUGUCCGUCUCAUCAUCUUGCUAAACCGCCUAUGCCCAAAAAGACCCCAAGGUUGAAGCCCUCUGGCUCUGCCUUCAGCCCUCUUGGUCCUGAAUGUCAGUUCUCGCCGCCAAAGCUCCUCCCUAAGCGUCCCCAAUGUCACCAGUCCCCCGCCGCCUGGCCUCGCCUCUGCUCCAGGGUCCUUCCCACUUGCCGAGGCAUGGUCCCAUGGGGUCACCCUACACCACUAGUUAUCCUUCAAGGGUCACGCACCUCCUGCUACUCUUCCUCCCAGCUAUCAUCAUACCUCCCCCCGCCCCAAAAACCCCUCACCUUCCUGAGGGCACAAGGCUGCUCUCCCAGGAACGUGGGCCGUGGGGACCGUCGCCACUCCUCGCUCCGGACCCCUGCCCGCUCCGCUGCUGCCCCCCUAAUGCCAGGACCUGCCCUGCGGCUCUCACCACAAUGCGCUGCUGGCACUUGGCAGGGAGGCUCCUCCAGGCUUGUCUUGCAAGUACUUCCCAGCCUGCACAUGAAAAGCACAGCACCGCCGGCGCUAGGUGGAGGCACUAAAGGACACAGCAAAGCACCAGGUGAUGAGCCCUUUUUUCCUACAGCUCCGAUGCUCCUGCCCAUCUGCACGCACCCGGAGGGGACGGGACUGUGCGUUCCCGGCCUCGAGGUUUGUGCCUCGGCCACCCUGCAGCUCCCCGGUCCGUCUCCCAGCAUGGUCUCCCUGUAUCAUUUGGCCAGGCAUCUCUGCCUGCCCGAGGGAUGGAAGAAACACAGGAGCCCCAGCUCUGAGCUGCAACAUCCGCACUCUGCCUUGUCUCACGCCCGCCACGUGCCCCUGCUCGAGGAGGGUCUGAUGCGUUCGACGUGGAGGAGGAGGCUCUGGCGCUGCCGAUUUGCUGCACCGGCACGGCGGGGAUGAGGACGGCUCCUGUGCCCCUAGCUCGCUGCUUGCUGACAUGCCUUUGACAGCAAAACGAGUGCGCCCAGACUCUACCCUCUGCUUCCUUCCAUACGGCCGCGUGGCCUCCCUGCGUACAGGCUUACUCACCCGACAGCACCCUCUGCCACAGUCCCCCUCGCCGGGUAGGUGGCAGAAGCCCUGAGCCUUCCCACUGCUCCGUGGGUGCCCGGGAAUGCUUUGGGGCCAUGGGCCGGGGAUGGACCCUCCCGUCCUGCUCCUGAAAAGUCACAAGCAGCACCAGACCCUUUGCCUGCAACAGGGACACAACUCUACAGCGACACAAAACAUCCCCGUCCUGACCCGACGCCUCCCCGUGCCUUGCCUCUUCCUUCUCCCUCCAUAAGCAAGAUGGCUUAACAGCAAUGGCCCCGCACACGCUGCCUUUCCCACGCAAACUCUGCCGCUGCCAAAACCUCCUUGCCCCGCUGUCCUGCUUUCUGUGGCUGCGAGGGAGCUGGGGCUGAUGGUCCUCAGCAUGCAAGAUAGGAAAAAAAAAAACUAACCCCAACCUCGAGGCUGCGACGUGCCACCGUCCCUUCCUCUAAGCAGCCGUGCCCUCUCCUCGUCCCUGCUCUCAAUGGGCUGCCCGGGACCCGCGCUGACCGGCAUGUGGCACAUGGUCGUCGCCAAAAAAAAAAAACCAAAACCAACAGCUACAAAAUCUCAGCAGACACUCCUGCCCCUCACACCCUCGACAUUCGACAUGUACCGCAGCUGACUGGCAAAAACCACGUAGACCGAAGCAGAAACCGCUCCAGCACUGGCCCGACAUGACGGCUUACCUGAUGAGUGCGCAUCCAGCACGGCACGGACCAGGUGAGUCCGCAACCUGCGUUCCCUGCAGUGCUGCUCCGCUUCUCCACUGGUGUCCCGGAAAAGUGUCACCAGCAGCAAUCUGAGUCCUACCCCACGGCCCCAGGCACCUUCAUGGGGCAGGGAUGGCACCGUCUUCAGCUGGCACGGCGACUUGCACGUCCUUCCCCAUGUACCCUCGGGCGCAGGAGAUGCCUUGCCCCAAAGCCUUCACCGGUCCACGCCACCCUGCGACGCCCACCCCCCGCUGCCUCCCUGUGUCCCCUCCCGGGCCAGCCCCCAAUUUCUCUGUCCCCGCAGCAGAAAUGCCAAACUAGCCCCAGACACGUGGGACCAGAGGCCAUGGCAUAUCAGAGAGCGGAGGUGAUGCCGAGACACUGCAACGCAUGCCGAGACCAGCGGACCUGGUGCCGGGGCCACCCCUGCCCCAUCCUCCUUCUCCCCGGGUUGGGUCGGCUCCCCUGUCCUCCUCCCGCCGGGACGGCGUUCGACUUUCUCGUGCCAUGUAACGUGCCAUUGUGAGGAACGUGUUGGCUGUCUGAGGCCGGCCCCGCCGUGGCACGGCCGGCGGACCCCUUCGUAACCAUUGCUCUCGGACGCUCGGGGGGUGGCCGGGCGCCCGGGGUGGGGGGAGCGCAGCUCCUGGGUCUCUCCUGCCGACGGCCGGGACAGCCGGUCUUGAGUUUCCGUCGAUCAUUGUAUUCCAAGGGUGGCUAUACUACCUGAGAUUUGUGCAUGUUACAUUGUAGUUGUAACCUUUUCUAAUUCGACAAGAAUAAGAGAUGGUUGUGAUUGUGCAGUGUAUCAAUAAAGUUUGACGAACUUUGUA
Grus americana (Whooping crane) is the source of this 4537-nucleotide messenger RNA. Its product is annotated as opioid-binding protein/cell adhesion molecule homolog. Lineage: Eukaryota; Metazoa; Chordata; Aves; Gruiformes; Gruidae. The transcript has 8 exons. The coding region runs from base 688 to 1599 and encodes 303 amino acids. The record is from RefSeq and is a predicted model, not a curated record. Gene Ontology annotation, cellular component: neuron projection.